Drosophila gunungcola (fruit fly) is the source of this 605-nucleotide messenger RNA. RefSeq names its product thioredoxin, mitochondrial. The record is from RefSeq and is a predicted model, not a curated record. The coding region runs from base 103 to 528 and encodes 141 amino acids. Gene Ontology annotation, molecular function: protein-disulfide reductase activity. NCBI's taxonomy places the organism in Eukaryota, Metazoa, Arthropoda, Insecta, Diptera, Drosophilidae. Gene Ontology annotation, cellular component: mitochondrion. The transcript has 2 exons. Gene Ontology annotation, biological process: cell redox homeostasis.
GAAAAAAAUCAUCAAGCUGAUAGUUCAAAAAUUUUCGGAUCAAAAUUUAUUAGAAAAUAUUUUGUAUCUCGGUUAAAAUUACAAUAUUUCGUUUGCGUAAAUAUGUCGAGCUACAGAAGAGUAUUCCGGGCAGAGCGCCUUAUGAAUCUCCUCAAGGCCAACCGCGGAAUGACCAGUACAACAGGCAGACAACCAAUCUUUGAUGUGGAGACCAGGAAGGACUUUGAGCAAAGGGUGAUCAACAGCGAUCGACCUGUGGUUGUAGAUUUCCAUGCCAGUUGGUGCUGCCCUUGCAAGGCUCUUGCCCCACGGUUGGAGAACAUUGUGUCCGAGCAGGGCGGUCGGGUGAGGCUAGCCCGCGUCGAUAUUGAUGAGCAUGGGGAGCUGGCCUUGGACUACAACGUGGGUUCCGUUCCAUCCCUGAUGGUCAUCAGCAACGGAAAGGUGGUAAAUCGCAUGGUUGGGCUCCAGACCAGCGAAUACAUUCGCAAGUGGCUCCAAAAAGCGGUGCCCCAUUCGGAGAAGUAGUUCAGGAUGUCAAUCGAGUGUGGGAACACGUACUUUGUAGACUAGAUUAAAGUUUGAUUAAACCUUGUUCGCGAUAA